Eucalyptus grandis is the source of this 2113-nucleotide messenger RNA. RefSeq lists its product as uncharacterized. Lineage: Eukaryota; Viridiplantae; Streptophyta; Magnoliopsida; Myrtales; Myrtaceae. The coding region runs from base 514 to 1806 and encodes 430 amino acids. The transcript is spliced from 6 exons. The record is from RefSeq and is a predicted model, not a curated record.
UUGUGAGGGGAGGGGAGUAAAGGACACUUCUGACAAUAUUCUCUGUACGAGGUCCUGACACUGGAACACUGCUUCCUACUGUUUCUCUGGGGCUUUGAGCUUUAACAUCUCCGUCCCGUUCGAUUCAUUUUCCCUCCCUAAUCACCAGGGACGCCUUUCACCAACUUUUUAUCGUAGGAAGGAAAAUCGCGACCAUUUGUUGCCAACACCAACGCACGGGAUCUUCGCUGCAAACUAGUCCUGGUCCAUCGACGAGCUAAUGGGAUCUCGAAAGCUGGAUCUUUGAAGGUUAUGGGUUCCCCCCUCUUCUGCUUUCUCGUUUCAUGGAGAUUUCUACUGAGUGCUGAAGCCGUGGAUGAUUCUGAGGCUUCGUAACGCAAAUGCUGAAUCUUGGGCACGCCAAAAAUGCUGAUUUCUUUGACCUCCUGAAGACGUAAGGCUCGGUACUGGUAAGAACUGCAUUCAGCUAAUGCUCAAGGAUUCGAUCUGAUUCAACAUAAAAGAAGAGUCGGGAUGGAUUUUUUCAAAGUCAAGAAGUUCAGGAAGGCACGCAAGCCUACCUUGGAUCAGGACAAUGAGGGGAAGUCCAUUCCGCCACAUGAGGAACCAGACAGUGAAAAUGGCGUUGAUGAUUUUAGCAAGUCGGUCUCCACAGAUAAUGCUGCUGAUGCGGAGGAUGAAGACGAUGAUGACUUUAUAACAAAUGAAGUGAAGAGACGGUUGAAAGAACUUAGGCGGAACAGUUUCCUGGUUUUGAUUCCUGAGGAGGACUCAUGCCCUGAAGAUGACGAGGAAGAGGGAGAAGAGGGUGAGACAAGCUCUAGUGAGUGGAGAGAUGUCGAAGCUGAAGGUCGACAAUGGUGGGGUGGAUUUGAUGCUUUCUAUGAAAAGUACUGUGAAAGGAUGCUGAUCUUUGAUCGAUUGAGUGCACAGCAACUCGGUGAAGCUGUUCCGCAGGUUCCCUUGACACCAUCACCCAGAACUGCAUCUAAGAAACUUACUUCUCCCCUUCGCUGCCUUUCUUUGAAGAAGAUUGAAGAGCCUGAUGAAGAAAUGGAGAAGCUGCAACAGUCGGAAGGUAAUCCUUAUGAUGAUCUUGAGACAGCUUAUCUAGCUCAAACUUGCUUAACAUGGGAGGCACUUCAUUGCCAAUACACUCAGCUGUGCCAAAAGAUCUCUGGCCAGCCUGAAAAUAUGACAUGUUACAGCCGUAGUGCUCAACAGUUUCAACAAUUUCACGUUCUACUCCAAAGGUUUAUCGAAAAUGAACCUUUCGAACCGGGGCUUCGACCAGAAAUUUAUGCACGUGCAAGAAAAAGCUUGCCUAAACUUCUUCAGGUUCCAAAUAUCCAAGGAUCGGAGCAGAAAGCGGCAGAAGAAGCUGGCUCAGAUAUAUUGGUUCUUGCACCAGAUCUCCUCAGAAUUAUGGAGAAUACCAUCCUUACUUUUCAUCUUUUCCUGAAAACAGACAAUAGGAAGUCCACUGGAGUUCUAAAUUUGUUUGCAAAUCAGAACCAUUGUGCUAGCCCUCAACAGCAGGUUCAGUCAUCUCUUGAGAAGAAAGCUGUGAAAUUGAAGGAACUGCGCAGGAAGAAGAAAGGGUGGAAGAAGAAAUCAUGGCCUCAAACAGAUGAUGACGUUCAGCUGCUAUUUGCCCUCAUAGAUGCGAAAUUAUGUUCCAUGGUUCUUAGGAGGGAGAGGAUCGUCAAGGGACACUUUUUCUGGUGCGAGGAAAAGAUGAAGAAACUGGAUUUGUCUGAUGGGAAGUUGCAUAGGGACCCCUCUCCUAUCCUUUUUCCUUGUUGAAUGUCAUUGGAGAGAUUGUUUAGGUGAUUUAGAUUUGGUGUAGAGACAAAAAUACUUGAAAAGACUUGCUUCUGUUUCAAUGGACAAUACAGCAGCGUCUGAACAGUCAUUAGUGGAUCAUAGAUUUAUUUUUGUAGAGUAUGGUCGGUCAAUGCUAGUGCUCUGGUGGCUGUUAAUUGAAAUUUUGAAGGAGUUCUGGGUAUGCAUUGGAAUGGGAAAAUGAGGGAGAGGCACGUUGUCCAGUCCUGUGUAGUGAUGAGGAACUUGUUCAAUUAAAAGCAUGUAGAUUUUGCCAUGCCUUUCCAAA